Molecule: messenger RNA, 1464 nt
Organism: Danaus chrysippus (African queen)
Lineage: Eukaryota; Metazoa; Arthropoda; Insecta; Lepidoptera; Nymphalidae
Source: the annotation of a GenBank genome assembly
AUGUCGUACGAAAAGCUAUUAGAACAGCUAACCCGCCACGGCCAGGAGCAUCUAGUCAAAUACUGGCCGGAACUUAACGAAAAUGAGCGGGAACAGCUCGCUAGCGAAAUACAAAACCUCGAUUUGGAAGAAGUGAACGAAAUAUUUCGGCGCGCGACGGAAUCUACUAAAGUUAUUCUGGAAAAGUUCGACGAUGAUCUGAAGCCGAUACCGCAGGCGCAUUACGAAUCCGUACCGGGAUUGUCACAGGAGAAGGUUCUGGAAUACGAGAAUAUAGGUUUCCAAGAGAUCAGUGAUGAUAAAGUGGGUGUUUUGUUACUAGCUGGUGGACAGGCGACUAGAUUGGGCUUCGGAUACCCAAAAGGCAUGUACGAUGUCGGCCUGCCAUCACGAAAGACCUUAUUUCAAAUUCAGGCGGAAAGAAUCUUGAAAGUUCAGCAAAUGGCCGAACAGAGAACCGGCAAAUCUGGUAAAGUAACCUGGUACAUAAUGACUUCGGAACACACUAUGGGACCGACAGCAGACUUCUUUAAACAACACAACUACUUCGGUCUCGAUGAAGACAACAUUAUCUUCUUCAACCAAGGCAGAUUACCCUGCUUCGAUUUCAACGGCAAGAUAUUUCUGGAUGAGAAAUAUCAUUUAUCAACCGCGCCUGAUGGAAAUGGAGGCAUCUAUAGGGCUUUAAAAACUCAGGGAAUAUUGGAUGACAUCGCCAGACGGGGAGUAGAGCAUUUACAUGCUCAUUCCGUCGACAAUCUGCUCAUUAAAGUCGCUGAUCCGGUAUUCAUUGGUUACUGCAAGAGUAAAAACGCUGAUUGUGCGGCUAAAGUUGUUAGUAAAUCGUCACCGAGCGAGGCAGUGGGUGUUGUUUGUAGAGUAAAUGGUUACUACAAAGUAGUGGAAUACUCCGAGCUCACAGAGGAAGCAGCUAAUAGAAGGAAUCCUGACGGCAAACUCACAUUCUCAGCGGGCAGCAUAUGCAACCACUACUUCUCGGCUCAGUUCCUACAGAAAAUAUGCAAUUAUGAAUCAAAACUGAAACAUCACAUAUCAAACAAGAAGAUUCCGUACAUCGACGAGAAUGGCGUCCGCGUGAAGCCUUCAGAACCUAACGGAAUCAAAUUGGAGAAAUUCAUUUUCGACGUGUUUGAAUUCGCUGAAAACUUCAUAUGUCUAGAAGUAGCGAGAGAUGUUGAGUUUUCCGCAUUGAAGAACGCGGAUUCAGCUAAAAAAGAUUGCCCCUCAACCGCGCGGGAAGACUUAUUAAGACUGCAUAGAAAAUAUAUCAGAGAAGCCGGUGGUAUAAUAGAUGAUAAUGUAGACGUAGAAAUUUCACCAUUACUCUCCUAUGGAGGCGAAGAUCUUAAAGAUCUUGUAGAAAACGAAGUAUUUGUUAUAUCUCCAUUCCAUUUAAAGAGUAUGACGGAAUCUUCUAGCAACGGCGUCAAUGGCAACCACUAG